Molecule: messenger RNA, 525 nt
Organism: Malassezia vespertilionis
Lineage: Eukaryota; Fungi; Basidiomycota; Malasseziomycetes; Malasseziales; Malasseziaceae
Gene: VPS20
Product: Vacuolar protein sorting-associated protein 20
Exons: 2
Coding region: 1-525 (174 amino acids)
Biological process (GO): vesicle budding from membrane; late endosome to vacuole transport via multivesicular body sorting pathway
Cellular component (GO): multivesicular body; ESCRT III complex
Source: RefSeq, a predicted model, not a curated record
AUGUAUAUUCUCCAGUACGUGCUCGAUCGCGAGCUUGCAAUUGCGCGCGAUGCGAUUGCAUUGGGUGAUAAGGGUCGCGCACGUCUUGCAUUGCAGAGUCGCGCGUAUCAGCGCUCACUGAUUGAAAAGACGGACGAGCAGCUGGCGACGCUGCAGCAAUUGGCAACUACGAUUGAGUAUGCCGCGAUGGAGCAGAGCAUCAUGCAUGGCCUGGAACGCGGCAAUGAAGUACUACAGAAAAUACAUUCGGAGAUGGAUAUCGAGCGUGUAGAGCGGCUCAUGGAUGAUACAGCGGAAGCACAGCAGUAUCAGCAGGACGUGGCGGACCGCCUCGCAGCGCAGCUUACUGCAGAGGAGCAGGCGGCAGUGGAUGCCGAGAUGGAGGCGCUAGGCGCGGCGCCGUCAGCUCCUGUACCACUUGCUCCUAUGCCGUCUGUGCCAUCUUCACUGCCCACUGACCCACCGGCAGUCGUGGCCAGCAGCAGUACCUAUACCCACAAACAGCUACUUGCAGAGCAAACAUAA